Molecule: messenger RNA, 2521 nt
Organism: Diospyros lotus (date-plum)
Lineage: Eukaryota; Viridiplantae; Streptophyta; Magnoliopsida; Ericales; Ebenaceae
Product: golgin candidate 2
Exons: 10
Coding region: 156-2321 (721 amino acids)
Biological process (GO): retrograde transport, vesicle recycling within Golgi; Golgi organization
Cellular component (GO): Golgi cisterna; Golgi membrane
Source: RefSeq, a predicted model, not a curated record
CUUCUCUCUCUCUCUCUUUCUCUGAGGCGCGAUAGAAGAAAGGAAUCGAUUCAAAUCGAAGGAGCGAGCGGAGAGCGUUCCACUAAAGUGCGCAUGCCUGAAUAGAGGCCCUCGCCGGCGCCGAUCGACAACGGAGAUUCAAAUCGGAAGACUCCAUGGCCAAUUGGAUUUCCUCCAAACUUAAGGUCGCCGAGUCCUUUCUCCAACAGAUUGACCAGCAAGCGGCGGAAUCGUUAGGGAAGAACGAGAAGCCGCGAUCUGAGGAGUUGAGCCUUGAGUCCCAAAGGAGAAGCAAUGAAGUUGUGCCGUUGAAGGAUCAGCUGACGAAGAAGAAGAAGAACACGAAAACCACUGAAACAAUCGAUUUAGCGGGCAAAUUGCGCAGUGACCAUAACUUGAAUUUGGUUCCUGGUAACAGUGUUAGUAAUAGUCGACCAAAUAAGGAGGUUAGGGCAUCGGCUAUAAAUGUAAAAGUAAAGCCGUCUUUGAGCCCUUCGAAUCCCAAGUCUGGUCUUACCGACAGUGAUUGGACCGAAUUACUCAGUUCGCCGAGCCAACCAACAUCUCCAGUGGUGAGUCGCAACAAUGGAGUGUCUGGGGUUCGCGGGAUCCGGAAAGAUAGUCGGAGGCAGGGGAGUCUGGGUCCAAAUUUGCCAGCAUUGGAGGGGAAGAGAAACCAGAUGGGCCAAAAUACUCGUAGCAGGAGUUUGCAUAAAUCAGAGGAUUUGUUGGAAAAUGAUGUAAACGGCGGGAGGCAUAGUGAUGGGGAAAAUUCUCGGCUUAUGGACAUGAUGCAGAGAAAUUCAAAAGUUGAACUGGGAACUAAUGAAAAUUAUUCAGAAGGAAGACAAUUGGAUUUGAAUGGCGCAAGUUCAGAACCUGUAGUGGAGAAUAAAAAUGAGGCAGAUGUAGAAAGAAAUGGCUCGUCGGAAACAUUUGGGGUUAAGGACCAUUCACAAACUGAAGAUUCUUCAGUCGAUGCAUCCAUAAAAGCUACCGAUAAGGAACAUCCGGUGGAAGCGGCAUCAGUUUCUGUUGAUGGGGUUGCUGAUUUAAAGAUGGGGAUGGGUGAUGAUCACAGCAGAUCCAGGAGUUCGGUUGGGGGACUUACUGCAACCAAUGUAGGGCAGGGGAGUUCCACCUCGCUGAAAAGGGAGUCUCCUUCAGUAAGUGAUGGGGGGUCAGAUUCAGAGACUAGUUCCACGUCGAGCUCUGAUUCAGAAAGCCAGCGCGAGAGGGAGGAAAGGAAACAGAGGAGGGCACAGAUCCUUGCUGAGAAAGCAGCAGCAAAGGCUGUGGAGGCUGUAAAAGAGCGGGAAAAUGUGGUUGCUAGAUUGGAGGGGGAGAAACAGAGCUUAGAGAAAAUAGUUGAAGAACGGGCCAAACAGCAAGCGCGAGAGGCAUCUGAACUGCAGAACUCAAUGAUGGAAAUGAUGGAGGCUGCUGAACUGGAGAAGCAAAAGCAUAACAAUACUAGAAUGGAGGUCCUUGCACGAUUGGCUAAACUUGAGACUGCAAAUGCUGAUCUUGCUAGAUCACUUGCUACUGCACAAUGGAAACUGGAAGUAGAGAUUAAUCGGUUGGCUGAACUUCGACAACAAAUUGAGUUGAAAGAAGCAAGCCAUGAAGAAAUCAGGAGGAAGAUAUCAGCUACUCAUGAUACUGGGAGCCAAUUAGUUGCAUCAAAGGGAGUGUUAUUUGAACGUGAGAUACUCGAGACAGAGUUGUCUUUUGUAACUGAGAAAAUUGGAAGAUUGCAAGAGAAGGCAAAGACAUUGGAAGCCAAUAUUGAAAUGACCAGGAAAGAUAUGGAAAAUCCAACUGAAGUGGAAUUUGAGCUCAAAAGAAGACUUGGUCAGCUGACUGAUCAUUUGAUUCGAAAACAAGCUCAGGUUGAGGCACUGUCUUCCGAGAAAGCCACACUGCUGUUUAGAAUCGAGGCUGUUUCAAGGUUAUUGGAUGAAAACAAAGCUGCGCUAAAUGGUACCGAUAUCCCCAGUGCUUCUUCAUCGAGGGAUGAUAUCGAAUCAGCAACAUGGGAAUUCCCCGACACAAAAUUAGGUCCGCUGUUUGACGGGAGAAUCCGAUCUGGUCGGGAACAUUUAGGAUCAUUGGUUCGGCAGUUGGAUUCCGUUUUUUGUGCAGGCUCUGUAUUUCUGAGAAGAAACUCAUCUGCAAGGCUGUGGUCUCUUGUUUACCUGGUUUGCCUCCAUUUAUGGGUGAUCUACAUUAUAAUGUCGCACUCCCCAAUCGCAGAUGAGACAACUUCAGGUGCAGUUUUCUCCUUAGAGAACAUCAAUAAAACAACUGGGGGGGUCUGAUCUUUUUUUCUAAUGCCUGUUGUCGGUUGUCUAUUGUUUUUACCUCGUGUAUUUGCUGAGGUGUUUGCCUGGGAUGUAAUAUUGCAGUUUUCCCCAGCUUAUGAACACAUUGGAUAACUGUAUUUACUUGUCCAUGUGAAGAGGAAGUAAUAGUCAGUAUAACUAGGUAGAAUUUAGAAAUGCACUAAUUUUAUUGUUUU